Messenger RNA from Chaetomium globosum CBS 148.51, 1053 nucleotides. RefSeq lists its product as uncharacterized. The record is from RefSeq and is a predicted model, not a curated record. The coding region runs from base 1 to 1053 and encodes 350 amino acids. The transcript is spliced from 5 exons. NCBI's taxonomy places the organism in Eukaryota, Fungi, Ascomycota, Sordariomycetes, Sordariales, Chaetomiaceae.
AUGCAUCAGUGGGCUUCCCUCGCCGCAGCGGCGGCGCUGCUGGCCAACGGUGCCGUUGCACAGUUCAACAUGCUACGGUUCGCCUGCUCCCAGCUCGUCGUUGACCGUGUCGACCCCUUGGUCAACCCAGGCCUCCGUUAUACGCCCCAUCUUCAUCAGAUCGUUGGCGGCAACUCCUUCAACCUAACCAUGACGCCCGUUGAGUACGACCUGGCCAAGCGAUCGACAUGCACGUCUUGCAGUUUCAACCAAGAUAAGUCCAACUACUGGACUGCUGUCAUGUUCUUCAAGGCCAAGAACGGCACCUACCACCGCGUCCCGCAAGUCGGCAACGGUGGUCCCCAGGGCAAGCUCGUCAACAACGGGGGUCUGGAUGUCUACUACAUUCCUAGCGGUAAAACCACUGCCUUCAAGCCCGGUUUCCGUAUGCUCGCGGGCAACGCCGCCAACACAGACGACAGCAAGGUUUCCAAGGGUAACAUCUGCCACCGCUGCUGGACGUCGACGAGUGACACCCCCUUCGUUGGUGGCGCUCCUUGCACUGGUAGCGAUACCGUCGCGAUUCCCCAAGAAACGCGCUGCAAGAUGAUCCGUCAGACCAUCAUCUUCCCGACAUGCUGGGAUGGCAAGAACCUCGAUACUCCCGAUCACAAGUCUCACGUCGCCUAUGGCCAGGGUUCCGGUGCUAGCGGUGGCGGCGCCUGCCCCUCUAGCCAUCCCGUCAAGCUUCCCCAGGUCAUGUACGAGUUGAUGUGGGAUGUGAGCAAAUUCGCCGACAAGAGCAUCUGGCCCGACUCCGGCCCGGCGUUCAUGUACAGCAUGAACCUUGGUGGCUCCGCCGCCCAUGGUGACUACGUCUUUGGGUGGGAGGGCGAUACUCUCCAGCGGGCCAUGGACAGCGGCUGCAAUCUCAACAACAACUGCCCUGCUGCUGGCCUCACUGCCCAGACUCCGGAGCAGUACAACGCUUGCACCAUCAAGCAACAAGCACCCGAGGAUGUCGAUGGCUGGCUCAAGGCCAUGCCCAUGGGCGAGAUGGCCCUGCGGGCCUAA